AUUAGAAAUGAGAAGUUUGAGUGAGAACCAGAAGUCUUCACUUUUUUAUUUAAGUGUAGAAGAUGAAAACUUUGCUUUUGACUUGGUUCAAGAGCUAGUUAGGUCUUUCUUAGCAGCUGAAGACACCAGAAUACAAGACUGUGCAUCCUAUGCACUGCAGGAAACCUUACAGAUCUAUACUUGUCAAAGUGGAGAUUCAUCAGAAAUGAUGAGGCCAAGUGGUAGUCUAUGGAACAGGUUUUCAGAGGAGGUUCAAGAAAUUGUGGCACCUCUGCAACAUUCUAGGUACAUUAUGUCUAGUAACAAGAGGACUUCCUUUCCAUGCCCAAUAUAUGGGAGCAAACUAGGAAGCACAUUUAAAGAUUGGGCCUGUAAUUGGGCAUGCUGUCUACUCCAGAAGAUAAAGCAGGAGAAAACAGUUAGAGUUUUUCAUUCCUGUUUUAUGAUUGUUAAAAAUGAUGUGAAAACAGCAGUUUUUCUUCUUCCUCAUAUAAUGGUUAAUGCUUUACAAGAUGCAAGCAAGGAAGAAAAGGAAGAGAUUUAUAAAGAGAUUAUGGCUGUUCUAAGCCAUGUUGACCAAGCUGAACAGAGCAGUUUUAAGUUUGAUGAGAAGACUGAUCUUUGCCACUUGAGUGCCCAAACUGUAUUUUCAGUAUUGGAUUGUUUGACAGUUUGGUGUCGUCAGUAUUUUGUGACGUUGAGAUCUAGUAACCAGAAUAACUCCAAGCAUGCUAAUAAAGGGAAAGUGGACCCACAUAUUGAUCCCAACUAUAAGUCUGUGUAUGACUUCCUGAAGAGUGUUCCAGAAGAUCUUUUAGCCCGUGCCUCCUUCAUUUGUCAAGCUUAUGCUCGGGCUUUAAUGUAUUUAGAAUUAUCGAUCAAGAAUAACCCAGAGUCAUCACAGCUACAAUUGGCUUUUUUGCAGAAACUGUACAUACUGCUUGAUGAACCAGAUGGAGUGGCAGGAGUAGCAGCAUCUCGCCAAGAAGACCCCACACUUCAUGAUCUGAUUCUAGGUCAUGAAGCAACUGGUCAACUGCAAGAUGCAUUUGCCUGUUAUGAAAGAGCUGUCAAAGUUCAACCAGACACAAUUAGUCACCAUCAGGGGCUUCUCCGAUGCUUGAUGGGUUUAGACCAAUCAAAAACAGCACUUACCUAUGCUACUGGUCUUCUAGAUGACAGACCAGAAUGGUCAAAUGAGAUAAAUCCAUUUCGUGUAGAAUCAGCAUGGAAGUUAGCAGACUGGGACAGCCUGUCUGAGUUCCUAAAAUCAGAGACUCCUUCUGACAACUGGGGAGUUGCUGUUGGAAAAAUUCUUCUUUCUGCUACAGAAAAGGAAAAUGAGAAAAUAUUGGAACAGCUGAAAGUUGUAAGAACUCAGCAGAUGGGACCUUUAUCAGCAGCCUCCAUGGAAAAUGGUGCAUAUCAGCGUGGAUACCAUCAUGUUCUCAG
Molecule: messenger RNA, 1452 nt
Organism: Limulus polyphemus (Atlantic horseshoe crab)
Lineage: Eukaryota; Metazoa; Arthropoda; Merostomata; Xiphosura; Limulidae
Product: serine/threonine-protein kinase ATR-like
Exons: 11
Biological process (GO): telomere maintenance; protein phosphorylation; DNA damage checkpoint signaling
Cellular component (GO): nucleus
Molecular function (GO): protein binding; protein serine/threonine kinase activity
Source: RefSeq, a predicted model, not a curated record